This is a messenger RNA of Cladophialophora immunda, 1035 nucleotides long. RefSeq lists its product as uncharacterized. The record is from RefSeq and is a predicted model, not a curated record. The transcript has 3 exons. The coding region runs from base 1 to 1035 and encodes 344 amino acids. Lineage: Eukaryota; Fungi; Ascomycota; Eurotiomycetes; Chaetothyriales; Herpotrichiellaceae.
AUGGCUUUGAUAUUCCUCGUUGUUCAAUGCGGUGCUUCCAUCGCUGCUGUGAACUAUGGAUAUGGCAGGCCCUUUGACCUCAUCAAUAGAGAUCAAGCUGCACAAGCCCUGAAGUGUUUCUUCCUGCUGCAAAUAUUCUAUAAGCUUACCAUCAACUGCACCAAACUGUCGAUGCUCUUCCUAUAUCUCCGCAUCUUCACCGAUCGCCUCUGGUUUGUUCGAACAUGCUGGGGACUGGUCACCUUUGUGCUUGGUGCUUGCGUCUCUUUUACCCUCGCAACGAUUCUUCAGUGUCAUCCAAUCCCACGGGCAUGGGAGCGAUGGAGAACCGAUGGCAGUUGUGUCGACAUCUAUGCCUUGUGGUAUAGCAACGCCAUCUACAACAUUCUGACCGAUUUCGUUAUUGUUUUGAUGGUGCCGCCCGUGAUAUUCAAGCUCAGGUUGCCGAUGCGGCAGAAAUUGGCUCUGACUUGUAUUUUCGGGUUGGGUAUGAUUGUUUGCGCUGCAUCAAUUUCGAGAUUGACAACGUUGUACUCUUCGGCUUAUGGCGACGACAUUACCGCCGGGUCUCUUGUGUCAACAAUUUGGACCACGAUCGAGGCCGGUCUCGGCGUCAUCUGUGCCAAUCUCCCCAUGGUGCGGACCCCCCUUCAACAUUUCUUCCCGAGACUGUUCCCUCCAAGGACUGGUACGGAUCAGAUCUCCAGUACGCUCCCAUCUCAACGAAGUGGCCCAGUCAACGGCGAAGCACUUGCAUCUCCUGCAAGAUUAAUUCCGCCGCCCGUUCCUGCGCGCAAGACAAGCCUUCCAAGUCAGACACGGGUCAACGGUAUUCUAGAUACCAGAGGGAUGUUGAAUCAGAGCAGUUUUGGCGGGGAUAUCACCACGCUACACAGCAGUCGUCGGCCACCACAUUGCCAGGACAUUGAGACUCGGGCAGGAUACCCUGAGUACUCAAGCCGUUCAGACAUUGGAAGGACAGGAGGGAGAGACGGAGACUGGUACGGACAACAGCAUCAACUUUGGGCACCGUAA